This is a messenger RNA of Phytomonas sp. EM1, 2049 nucleotides long. Lineage: Eukaryota; Euglenozoa; Kinetoplastea; Trypanosomatida; Trypanosomatidae. The record is from the annotation of a GenBank genome assembly.
AUGCGGUAUCGCGUGGGGUGCGCGUACUGCCGGUGGCAGGGCUGCACGGAUUUCGAAUCCCUCGAGGAGGUGAAUCGCUACUUGGACGAGCUCACGGCGACGCGCGCCGCGCCUUUGCGAGGAUGGCGAAUCGCCCAUCGUGCGGCAAACGAACGCAUCCGUCGCGCGUACGGUCGGUCGACUUUGUUCCCCCCCAAAACGACUUCGUUGGAGGGUCUGACGUCCGUGAGUUUCUCCACCAUCGCGUGGGAUCGCUACGUGGAGCUUCGGCGGCCUCCUCGCCAGCAACCCCCCCCUUCACGCGUGCGCGAGGCCGCCCCCUCCCCACAUCACGGGUUGACGGAAACGGAGGUGGAGGAAGAAACACGGGUCUUUGACGAGAUCGCGCGGAUGAAUGAGGCCUACAUGUCAAACCCGGAGGCUUUGAAUCCCACCAUUUCGUCGUCUUCCGCGCGGUUGCAUCCGGCGGUGGCGCUGGAAAAGUUGCGCGCGCUCUACACCAACCGAGCGAUCCGCCGCGUCGCGGAUGACGGCGCUCUCGAAAAGCAGCCACGAAACUUCCCGAACUACGUUGUUGAAAUGAAAUGUCGGGAUGUGUAUCCAUCUGAAAACCGGGAAAAAAAGGAACUUGAGAGCAUUUAUAAUCAAAGACCAGCUUUCUCAGACGAGGCGUGCUGGAUCGCGGCCGCACAGCAAGCGCAGUGGGGGCUUCAUCCAUCUUUUAUCGCCACCGCGCCAGAUGCGGAGGCGUUACGGAGGAUUUUUUCAUCCUAUUCCAACUCUUUAAUGAGUGGCGGUAACGAUGAAGGUGGGAUGUCGGGGAUCGCGCCGUUGAGGGGGUUGAGGAAUCCAUUCGCGGCCUCCCUUUUACCCGCACAUCCACCAACGAUCGCGGAGCUUCCGACCACGCAAGCUGGAAGAGAACCCGCUUUGCAGGAUCACUCACGCCUGGAUCGACUUCUUCGUGAUAUCGAGAAUCGAAAGUUCUGCGAAGGACUCACUAACUACUUCCCAGCGCGGCUUCUAAAAGAAGGGAUUGCUGGAACCGUCCUUUAUAGCGAGCAGGAUGGGGUUGGCGAAGGAUUGAAAGUAGACGAGUUCGCUAACACCUCAAUCCAAACGGAAGAAUCAGGCGCGGAAAAGAACUCCACUAGCGAUGUCGUUGUUAAAGUUCAGGAUGGUGAAUCAAGCUACACCACUGUGAAAAAGAAUAGGCCCACGAGAACCCUCAUCAUUCUUGAUCGAAGCUCGCAGGAAGAGGAUGUUAAGCAGAGCUUGGAAUAUUGGCAAUCUCAUCUAGACCAUCCUGAAUCCGAUUUGGCAUCGCUGAGAUCGAAUCCUAGGUGUAAUAUUGUGUUCGCGAAUCACUUCAACGCCGUUCGUGUUCUCCCUUAUUUACAAUACGUCAUAUCCUCGCGUUUAGCGAAAGCGCAUGGAGAAGACGAUGAGUCAUCUGAUGUGGAGAAUCCGAGUAAAUCUCUUGUGGUGCUGUCAUUUCGGUUUAUUAAUCUCGGGGUGCAGGAGAUGGUGAUUCGACGAGUUCGUGUAGCUCGCCGACACCUGGGCGGUGGGAAACACUCUUGCAUCGAGCUAUCCAGCCGCUAUACUCAAAUUUUUCACCCGACAAUCACGCCACCCCCAACGCUCGAAAAGAAAAGCGCGGUGGAAAGGAAUACCUCCUCAACAGGUGAGCAAAACGGGUGGGUCCGAUUGCUACCACGUUGCAGCCGCGACGAGGCGGCGGUAGCGAAUUUCACGGAUUAUGCAGCGGUGGAAUUGCCAUCCGAUCUCGCCGCGAACUGCAUCGACGCGACGACGGAGCUUCGGUUUGAUAUCACCCUAAAUGGUGUUGAUGUCGAUCCUGCGGAACCGGAUGGGGUAGAUUCGGGAUUUAAAGCACCUCAUAUCGGCCGGAUUUAUGUCGGUUUAGCGAUCGAUGCCUUUACGUUUCUGGAUACGAGCCCCUUUAGUUGUGACGAGGAGGUCUUUCCGUCGAGCGCAGCGAAUGGCUAUCACGCGAUAUCUUUUGGGAAUACCAUUGUCUGGUGA